This is a messenger RNA of Symbiodinium sp. CCMP2592, 156 nucleotides long. The record is from the annotation of a GenBank genome assembly. NCBI's taxonomy places the organism in Eukaryota, Dinophyceae, Suessiales, Symbiodiniaceae.
AUGUGGAGAAGGAGGUGCUGGAGAGGCAGACCUCGGAAGAAGGAGUUUCUACAACUCACGAGGCUGCUGUGGUUGUCUCCUUCUUCGAGAGGAGCUGCUCGAUUCGUGUGGCUGUGCCCGGCAGUGACGGCUUGGCAGUGGAGCGCCGUGCGCUGA